Molecule: messenger RNA, 5802 nt
Organism: Cuculus canorus (common cuckoo)
Lineage: Eukaryota; Metazoa; Chordata; Aves; Cuculiformes; Cuculidae
Gene: CD96
Product: CD96 molecule
Exons: 20
Coding region: 557-2269 (570 amino acids)
Biological process (GO): inflammatory response; cell-matrix adhesion
Source: RefSeq, a predicted model, not a curated record
AGCAGUCAAGAGGAUAAGCUGGUCAGCUGUACUGAUCCCCAGCCUUGAUACUUUCUCUUGCAUCCUGAAAGACUGGGGCCAAGACUUUCCAGAAGCACUACAAGCCAAAUGCAUCUCACAUAUUCAGCAUUGCUAAGCUUAAUCAGCUGUGGAGAAGUUAAAGCAUAACCUCACUUCAGGCAGUAGGAAGAGUGGUGUUCAGUCAAGAGGUGCAAGUGGGUCAGUAAGUCAGGAGGAUGCUCCUGGGAGCAGUAACUUGCAAUUUGAACAAUGCAAUGUUCAACAACUUACACAGAGGGACCAUCGAUGAUCAGAAAUAACAUUAAAUGGGAGGAGAGGACCACAGAGACCGGUGAUUGGAAUAGUAGACAAGCAGGAAACUGAGGCUUUUGCACUUAAUGAAGCAGUUCUCUAAAGUCACGCUAAAAUGAUGAGCAUGACUGUGUUGCACAUCUGCCUGUCUGCACAGGGCAGACAGUUUUGACUUCCUUUUCUAAGACACUGCCGGGAGAAGGCCAAGAGAGCUACAUAUUUACCAAAACUUCAUCAAGCAAAGAUGGAAAAAAGGUGGUUCUUCUCCCUCUUCUGUUUGCUCUCACUGCCCAGCACCGCAGGCCAGACUGAAGACAUCAUUACAGAAACAGAAGUGGUCCACGCUUUGCCAGGUACUGAUGUGACCCUGGUGUGCAGCUUCCCAAAACCACACACCACCUACAUAAUACAGACACAGUGGUCCAAGACUGAUGACAACCACCUUAACACAAUAGCUGUUUAUCAUCCCGGUUAUGGUAUCCACUACUCCACAUUUCCUGAGGCUUCUUACAACUUUUCAGUGUCCUUCAGCAUGAGGAAGUGCUGUGGCUGGGAUGCUACAGAGGCUUUGUGUUCCCCUGAUCAAAACAUCACAUCUGAGUGCAAUCAGUGGGCUCUGCAUCUGAAAAAUAUUACUGUUUCCCUUAGCGGGCAGUACGAAUGCAGUUUUGUUACUUACCCGUAUGGAACAAAGGCUGCAAAAAUCCAACUUAUCAUCAAAGAAGAAGAGGAGCAGUACUACGUGAAGGAAGUGCGACUAAACCAGACGUUAGAAAUCUCAUGCUUUGAGGACACUGCCUCAGAAAAUGUGUCCAAUUAUCCUUUGAGAUGGCUAGUGGGUGGAAAUGGCAGGAAAGAGGAACUUGUGACCAAGGAACCUUCCUGUCCGGCAGUGUACAGGAACAGCAGCAUGCUGUAUGGGCAAAAAGUCCACCUGGGUUUGAAUCAUACCCUACAGAUUUUCCCCACCAAAAUCACGGAUGAUGGUAGAGUGUUUUCCUGCCAUGUGUUGUACCACCCAGAGAGAAUCCAGAAGAGCAGCACCACUGUGAGAGUAUUCGCCUACCCUGAGAUCUCUGUUAGCCUGCAGGAAGGUUCAGCUGGCACCUCACAGAAGCCGAAUGUGAGCUGCAUCGUGAGAAAGGCAUUUCCCAAGCCAAGCCUUGUGUGGUAUGUGGACAGAGUGAGCCUGACAGAGCAGCCCGGAGAAAUUUCUGUUGAACAAGAAGACAUGCAAGACAGUGAAGGCUUCUAUCAGCUGAGAUCAACUCUGAUGUUGCAAGGGACCCAUCAGACACAUAAGACAUUCUUGUGUGCGUGUCUCUUUUCCUUCCUUGGGAAUGAAACACGGAAUAUUUCAUCAGAAGAAAUAUUUGUUUUCUUCGACAAUAGGUCUAACAAAGCCUCAUCUGAAGCUUUUACCACCAUGCCUUCUGAAGACCUUGGAAAUUCAGCUCUUCCAUCAGCUGUCAUGACUACCUCAGAGCAUCGGUUGACAUCUUUGGAGUCUCUGGACUUCACAAGUCAAGCAAGCUUGGCCUCUGCUUCCACGACACAAGAAGCGCUGAUUUCUACUGCAGAGACAAAAAGCUAUACCAUCACCACAACAUUCAAUGAGAGUUUGACAACAGAAGGUAACCUGUCCUUCAGCAUCACAGAUCAGCCAAUUUCAGUUCCCAGAGGGAAAGAUUUCUUUACUACAAGCAAUCUGAUCAAUAGCACUGGCAGCACAAGGAACACAACAGCCAGUCGCUUCCCCUGGCCAACAGUGGUGGCCAUCCUGCUCCUCUUCUGCAGUCUUCUAAUAGCUGUAGGCAUCAGGAAAUGGUGUCAGUACCAGAAGGAGAUUAUGAACAGACCUCCAUCAUUCAAGCCACCGCCACCUCCAAUAAAGUACACUUCCAUGGUAGAGUCUGAUGGGACUCCCCCAUCCUGCCACGAACUGGAAAACCUGUAACAUUGCCCACACCACUCACGUAGUGCACAGAAUUCUGACACAGUUAAAAGACUCUGCUUUAAAAUAGUGGUUACAGGAGUUUGGUGUUAAUGGCCCAUAUUAAAAUUCUGAGUGUCUAAAUGACAUUAAUGUUGGAAGCUGAGCACUCCUGAGGACACUUACUUCAUCCUGUCUAUCCCAUCUAUCUCUAUGUAUGCAUUACGUUAACACUGUUGUGAGUGUCACUGUGAGAUUACAUGUGCCUAAUUUGAAUUGGGUGAUCAACUGGGAAUUUACUGUCUUAUUAAUGGGAGCAGAUUAACACAUCACUCCAUCAGCCUGCCUGAAGAGUGUUGAAGCUUUUUGUUUUACUAAGUGUGUAGAGAUGACAGCUCUGCCAUAUGGACACCAUGAUUACACAGGAAAUGCUGGCUUAACACAAGCUUUUUGACACCUACAUGAGCUGUGCUUACAAUUAUUUUUUACUAUACAAAUAUUGACUAAUAUGACCCAAUGUAUAAUUUCCUAUCACUGUGAAACCAAACAAAAUAUAAUCAGCACCUUAUGGUGUUGAUAUGGAAAGAAAAUAGUCUGCAGCUGUUGUCACACGGCUGCAGCACCGGAUCACAGUGAGGGGCUGAGGAGGUAAAAGGUCACAGUGCAGACCUGGCGGAAGUGUUCAUGAAGAAGACUUAGUUGCCAUUGGUGAAGUCACAAGGAAGAGUCAACUUUGGGUUCAUGAGCAAGCCACCUGUAGACCAGAAACUUAAGGACUGAAGUGAAUAAGAACCCUAAAGGUAUCAGAAAAUGCCAAUCCUUUUGGAAGUGUUGUGCCUUUGAAACAAUAGUUACUCUUGAGUCUGCUUUUUUGAAAUUAAAUUUAUGGUACACGUAAAGAAAAACAGUAAUAUAAUUUUAUCCUUAUUCGGUCAUAAUGAGCUUCUGUCAUUUAAUGUCUCUGCAUUUUUCAAGAAGUCAGGGGUAGUUUCCCAGACAGUUUAACCCUGUAGAAGGGACGGUCCAGUCUUACCCUUAUCCUGCCUGGGCUGCGUAUCUCCUUGCAUUUUCACUGCUGAUUAAAAGCCCGUGCUGGGGGAGGUAUCAGCUCAGCCUGCUGCACAGCUCUCAGCCAGGUCAGCAGCUGCAUGACCACUAACGCAAGGCACAAGAUCUGCAGCAGGACCGCUGUUUUGCAGCAGUGUGGUUUUACACUACCUUCAACUGGCAAAAAAACCUGCUCCUCUAAGCUAUUUUGAAGAUGUAUGGUUACCACAAUGGUAUUUCUGUAAUUAAUGCAAAUCAACUAAAAUUCAGCCAUGUCAAGCUUAAAAUUGGGAUUCUGAUUUAUUUACUGCUAAACACUGGUCGAUGAGCAUCAGGGUUCAGAGCACUGUGUUCCCCAGGACUUUAGGUGAAUGAAUGGCUUACUGGAAAAAAAUUACAUGACAGACAUUUUUAAAGUAUUCUGUUAUAUUAUUUUCCUUAUAGUACAAGCAGCUCUAAAUCCAUCACUGAGGGAAUCUCUGUGCUGAACUGAAAAAACGUUCCUUCCUACAAAGCUAUACAGAUUUUGCCUGCAUGGAAGUCUCAAUAUUAAUUUGAGAGUUUCUUGUUCAUAUGGGUUGGUAUAAUAGAAGCAGAUUAGUGUAACUUCUGUCAUACAGUCAGUCACUGCAAAAGAAGUCAGCUUUUUGUUCUUCAAAAAAGGAAUCAGAAAAAGGAAAAAAAAAAAAAGGUGGAUAUAUUCCAAGGGAUGUGGACUUUCAACUUUGUCAGGAGAUGAGGAUGUCUGUGUGUAGCAUACCUGUCAAAGAGGGGUUGUUUUACCAUCUCGGAUACUUUAAUCCCCACCUGAAGAUGUUCCCUCCAACACUGAGGUUGUGCUGGGUGCCUUUAGAACCGUUUAGGUGCUUCCAGCGCUAACUGACCCGGGUUGCAAGGAGAGCUACCAGAAGCUUUGUCUAGGUCCCUGGCCCAUCCAGCCCCUGCGAAGGAGAAGGAGGAUGCCUCCACAAACCUGCAUCAGCAACGCAAAGAUCCCCAGGCGCCUCCAGCCUGGCUGAGGAGCACUCCGGAUGGGGACACAGCGGAGCCACCGGCCAGCAGGUGGCACCGCAGCACCGCAGCCAGCAGGGCGACUCGCAGAUUCCAGGGCUUGGCUUAAAGAAACGAACAAACAAAGGCAAGAGAGAGAAGCAGAAAGCACAGGAUUUUUGGACCAUAAGAAUGUUCCGCUAGCGGUUACUGCCAGCAAGUAUCUGUGCAUUGCACCUGAUGCUCACAGCUGAAGUCUCACCCUGCAGUGCUGAAUGGAUGCAUCUCCUCUUUCCCGCAUCAUUCUGGUUUUGAGCUGCUGGCAUCCCACAGUCUAAAUGACCUUUGCAGCUCAGAGGUCCAGAAACUAUCUUAACCACAAGAGACAAGGUGUACUCAUGGGGCAUGUCAUAGCCUGGUGAUGCUGAAACUAGCUGUGAACAACUGAGAAAGUCACUGUGGUAGCACUGAAGUACCCCAAUGUUGUCGCAUGCUCCAGUACUAUUAAAAGUUGAUGACAAAGGUUCAGAGACUUUUGAGAGGCUGUGAAGGGAACAAAUUUGACUCUCCUCACUCCAGCUUUUGCUCCUCUCUAUUCUAGCUGGUCUGAUGGCAGAGGACUGCUCAGCCAGAGGCAACUAGACUCCUUUUCCUUUACCAAAGCACACCCUUCUUUGUCCUCUCCAGACUCUGCUGUCUGUUAUGCACACUCUGUCUUCUUUAUGGCAUUUGAAACAUGGGAAAUACAGGAUGGGGCCCAGCAAGGAUACCAAGAAUACCGUGUCAACAGUCAGCCUUAAUAUUGUUUUUGCUCUCAGCUACAACUUCAGUGUUUACAGUUACAUUGACCUCAUUGAAGUGCUGCCACAAAGACACAAAGAUGUCCUCGAGAACAUAGCAACCUCAGUGAAAUGGCUAGCCCUGUACUGCAAAGCUUUUCCCAUCCUGGAAAGCUAUGCUGGGAAACAGUCAUGGUUGCCAACUGCGUUUAAGGAGUUUGCACACCCUGGCUUGCUGGGCAGUCCCAAGCUGUGUAGGAACAUGAGAAAGGGAGUGAAGUAACAUAAAGUAGUCAUUUAAAGGAGAUAAACUUGAAGGGAUAUAGACUGGAGCUCCCACAUAACAAUCUGUCUUUCAGUUGAAGAUACAAAUUUAAUUGCAAGAGAAAAUGUUUAUGAUCCCAUACAUAUGACUUUGAAAGGCAUGGCCUAUUCUCUCCCACAUCAGAGGCAACUGCACUAAGCAGUCUUAAAAGGAAGGGGGAACAGAGCUGCAGGACAGUAGAAUGCAUGUCAAACCUGUCGUCCGUGUUCGUCCUUGAGCGUGAGGAGUCCUAGAUCAAGAGUGCUUUGAGUGCUUUUUUUCUAUCCUAGAAAUUGCACUGGUUUGAACUUGUUGAAUAUCAAGGUUCCAAAAGCAAAAUAUCUUUGUUUGCUUCCUUGAAAAGGAAAAUGCAGUUUUUUGGAAGGAGAUAGAUUCUGGUUGUAUUAGGUGGAAAUGCAUAGUUAACACAUAUGUAU